Messenger RNA from Beta vulgaris subsp. vulgaris (sugar beet), 1851 nucleotides. RefSeq names its product zinc finger CCCH domain-containing protein 62. NCBI's taxonomy places the organism in Eukaryota, Viridiplantae, Streptophyta, Magnoliopsida, Caryophyllales, Amaranthaceae. The record is from RefSeq and is a predicted model, not a curated record. Gene Ontology annotation, molecular function: metal ion binding. The transcript is spliced from 9 exons. The coding region runs from base 172 to 1674 and encodes 500 amino acids.
CCCUACUUUCACUUCAAAAACAAAAGGAAAAAAAUAAAUUCGAAAUUAUGAAAACAGCAUCCUCCCCUAUAAAUGUUGCAACGGUCGUCCCCUUUCUAACAUCCUCUACGGCUACUAGACCCUAAACCUCUCAGAAAUUCUCCAUCAAAAAAGCUCUCAAUUGCUCUACAAAUGGCGAAAUCUUACGGCAAUACUAUAAACCUUGUAGAAGAUGAUGAACAAGAUUAUUCUGAAAUGGAAGAUUCCGAGUUCGAAGAUGUUAAUUCAGAUGAUUCAGAAGAAGACCCCACAUACAUGGAUGAUCUUAACGAGGCAAAAUCCAAGCUCUCCAAUUUAUCAAUCAAAACCAGAUUUAUUUCAAGUGGCAAAAUUGAUGAUGAUGAUGAUGAUGAUGAGGUCUCAAUUAUAGAGGAAAUGAGUGCACCAAAGCUUGGAAUUAAAGAUAUAAAGGAUUUUGAGGAAAUUCAGAGAAUUAUAGAUUGUGGGCAGGUAGAGAAAUUGAAAGUGGAGCAAUGUAAGAUUUAUUUAAGGAAAAAUGGGCUGAGAUUGACUGGAAAGAAAGACACCCUUAUCCAAAGAAUUAAGGAGCAUUUAGAGAUACUAAAUGGGGGAGGAGAAAGAAAGUUCCCACAAUCAAGCUUUGUGUUAAACUGCAAGGGUGAUGCUUGUAUGGGGGACGUUGUGAUGUUUGAACAAACCGUUUAUGAAGGGUACAGUAUCGCUUCAAGAAGUGCUAUUGGUCCUCCAUGCGGUAAACGACUAGUUGUUGGCCGUAUAGUGAAAGAAAGUUAUGGUGCUGCCAAGCAGCAGCAUACAUUUACGGUUGAGGUUCUCUGGAGCAAGGGCUACAAAUCACUGCCUCCACUUCAUCCCCUCCUAAUCAAGGGUAGAAAUCUCUACAAAUUGAACACACUGAGGCAGAGAUGGGAAGAUGAAUCUGAACGACCGCGAGUUUUGAGUGAAAAGCAUAGCAGAGGUUCAAUUGCAAGAUCAAAUAGGGAAUCCCGAAUUCAGGAAAAGACAUCGAAGAAGACGCUCAAGAGCAGCUCAAGGGUUUGUCCAAAAGGACAGUCGUCACAUCAACAGAAGAACCAUAAAUGUACUAUAGAUCAUGUCUCCCAGCAGAAUAAGGAAAACAUAGCAGCAGCUUCUCGAGUGUGCUUGGCAAACAAAGACAAGUUCUGUGGGUUUUCAGAUAAGUUUCUACAUCCAAGACAGCCGCGUAAUUUUGAGUCCAAAGAGAAUUAUGUUCGACCUGUUUUGAUCCCUCAAAUGUUCCAGCAGAAUCCCGCCUCAUAUCAUAAUAAUUCCAUUGUCCCUCCAAUACGUGAACACAAUAGAACAGCUGAGUCAAUGGGAUCUCAUUAUGGGUUUUCAGAUAGGUUUAUACAUCCAAGACAACCACGUCAUUUUGAGUACGAAGAGAAUCAUGUUCGACCUGUUUUAAUCCCUCAAAUGUUCCAGCAGAAGCCCGUCUUGUAUCAUUCUGAAAAUGGGAACUUACCGACUUCUGUCAAUUGGUCAGUUGAUUCAAAUAGAACAACAUUGCAUACUUCAUAUGGGAGAAAUCAUCAAAAGGAACAACAACAGCCAUGUCGAUUCUAUCCUCGAGGCAAGUGCUACUACGGGGAUCGCUGUAGGUUUUUGCAUGAAGCAAAUAGGAACCAAUGUUGAAUUUAAACAACUCUAUGAUAAAUUCUAAUCCAUUGAUACUGUGAUUUCAUGUGAACUACAUUUUGAUGGCACUUUUUCCCCUAGAAUCUGAUAUCUCAAUGUAUUCAAACAAAUGAUUAAUACACUUCAUCAGAUUACUGACCAAUUUAUUUCUUGAAGAUAUUGAACCAUGAUUUA